AAAUAGUUCUGAACGGUCAUCAACUGCGGGUGGUUUCCAGUGAAAUCUAGUUUUUCCUCAAAUUACCAGCUUUUCGGAAGGCUGAAACUGUCACUGUGCUGUGUGGGAUCCGUGCGGAAGGGGGCGUGUCCACCUAUCUGUUGAUGCACAGUUGUAUAUAGCCUUGCAGGAGAUUGUGGUGCCGGAUUUGCUUGAGGUGGUUCUGAUAUGUUUUGAUGUUUAUUCACGUGUUUAAAAGAUGUCUAGGUUAUUUUACGCAAUUAACACUCACCUCCGGAGAGAUUUAUCCGCAUAUUGCCGUACUGCGCUUCUUCCACUGCGUGCCCUAAGUUGCACUUCGCAGAAACUUGUGGAAAAUGGUGAAAGCACCACAGUCCUGGGUAAGAGGUGGAAGGACACAGCGGAGACGGUGAUCAUUGGAGGGGGCUGUGUGGGUGUCAGUAUAGCCUAUCACCUUGCCAAGGCUGGACAGAAUGAUGUUGUGCUGCUUGAAAAAUCUGAACUUACUGCUGGAUCCACCUGGCAUGCUGCUGGUCUGACCACAUACUAUCACCCUGGUAUCAACCUGAAGAAGGUCCACUACCAUAGCAUCAAGCUGUAUGAGAGCCUGGAGGCUGAGACCGGUCAGGCGGUUGGUUUCCACCAACCUGGUAGUAUCCGUAUUGCCUCUACCCCGGUCAGAGUGGAUGAGCUGAAGUACCAGAUGACCAGGACACACUGGCACCCCACUCCACAGUGGCUCAUCACCCCUGAGAAGAUCCAAGAGCUGUUCCCCCUGCUCAACAUGGACAAGGUGCUUGCAGGUCUUUAUAAUCCGGGAGACGGCCAUAUUGACCCCUACUCCCUGACCAUGGCCCUGGCUGCUGGAGCCCGUAUGUACGGAGCUCAGAUCUACAACCCAGCCCUGGUCUCUGGACUCACCCCCACCAGGGACGGAAAGUGGGAUGUCCAGACCCCACAUGGAACUAUCAGAGCUAACCGCAUAGUCAACGCCACAGGGUUCUGGGCCCGAGAAGUAGGCCAGCUGAUUGGCUUUGAGCACCCCACUAUUCCUAUCCAUCACCAGUAUGUUGUCACAGCAACAGUUCCUGAGGUGAAGGCUCUCAAGACAGAGCUUCCGGUGAUCAGGGACCUAGAGGGCUCAUACUACCUGAGACAGGAGAGAGAUGGACUGCUGUUUGGACCCUACGAGAAAGAAGACAAAAUGGUACUGCAAGACUCCUGGGUCAGAGAUGGAGUACCACCAGGUUUCGGUAAGGAGCUGUUUGAGUCAGACCUGGACCGUAUCAUGGAACAUGUGGAGAUGGCCAUGGAGAUGGUGCCUGUACUGAAGAACGCUGACAUCAUCAACGUGGUGUCCGGACCAAUCACCUACACCCCCGACCUCCUGCCCAUGGUUGGCCCACACCAGGCAGCACGCAACUAUUGGACUGCCAUCGGCUUUGGGUAUGGAGUGAUCCACGCUGGUGGCAUCGGGAAGUUCCUCAGUGAUUGGAUUAUCACAGGCGAACCCCCCUUCGACCUCAUCGAGUGUGACCCAAACCGCUACGGCAAAUGGACCACAGUGCCCUACAUGUGUGCCAAGGCCAGAGAGUCUUAUGGUUUCAACAACGUGGUGGGGCACCCCAAAGAGGAGCGUUUUGCAGGCCGUCCGACCCAGAGGACCAGUGGUGUGUAUGAGCUGCUCAAGGGGAAAGCUUCCAUGGGCUUCCAUGCCGGUUGGGAACAGCCUCACUGGUUCUAUAAGUCUGGAGACGAGGUCGGUUACAAGCCCAACUUCAGGCGUACCAACUGGUUUGGGCCAGUGGGGAGGGAGUGCAAGCUGGUGAUGGAAAAGGUUGGGGUCAUUGAUCUGACACCCUUUGGAAAGUUCAUUGUUAAAGGGAAGGAUUCUCAGAAGCUGCUGGACAGACUGUUUGCCAACACUAUGCCCAAGUUGGGUCUUACUAACAUCAGUCACAUGUUGACGCCUACUGGUCGAGUCUACGCUGAGGUCACCAUUACCCAGCAUGCACCUGGAGAGUUCCUCCUCAUCACAGGAUCUGGGUCAGAGUUGCACGACCUCAGGUGGAUCGAGAGGGAGGCAGCGGAAGGGCCGUAUGAUGUAGACAUCUCUAACGUGACAGACGACAUCGGGGUGUUGGGUGUGGCCGGACCAAAGACCAGAGACGUUCUACAGAAACUCACACAGGAAGAUAUGAGUGACUCCGGCUUCAAGUUCCUCCACUGCAAACCCAUUACGUUGGCUGGCAUUGACCUGCGGGCUAUCAGGAUAUCUUACACAGGUGAGCUUGGGUGGGAGCUGUACAUUCCUCAGAAGGACAUGGCAACAGUAUACCAGGCUAUCAUGGAAGCAGGACAGGACAUGGGCAUUGACAAUUUUGGUACCUAUGCCAUGUCAUCACUACGGCUGGAGAAGGGCUUCAGAGGCUGGGGUGCAGAGAUGAACUGUGAUACCAACCCUCUAGAAGCUGGCUUGGACUACUUCAUCAAACUCAAUAAGACUGCAGACUUCAUUGGUAAAGCAGCGUUGCAGGAGAUCAAAGCUAAAGGUCUGAAGAGAAAGCUAUCAUACAUCACCAUGGACACGGACAACGUUGACCCAGAGGGCAAUGAGACGGUCUGGCUCAACGGCAAGGUGGUUGGAAAUACUACAUCUGGGGCCUACAGCUACACCACCCAGCAGAGCCUGGCAUUUGCCUACCUGCCAGUGGAGCUGUGUUCUGUUGGCCAGAGGGUAGAGGUGGAGCUGUUGGGGAAGAAGUACCCUGCCAUGGUGGUCCAGGAGCCUCUGGUCCUCACCGAACCCACUAGGACCCGGCUUCAAAAGAAAGCCAAGAGCAGUCCCUAGAAACUGUGGACGAGAGGAGAAUCUGCUGAGAACCAGGAUACCAGAACUGGGUCCAAAUAGGAUGAUGUUGACAGUAAGCUUACAGUGCAAAUGAUAAUCCAGGAAUCCAGGUCUACAAACGGAAUGGCUGACACCAACCAAGCAAGCUGUGAAGGGGUCACAAAGUGACUGUUUUUAAACAAAAAUGUUAGAUGAGCAAUACUCAAAUGACACCCUAUUUCCUAUUGGGUGCACUGUGUUUUCAGUGCACUAUAGAAUAUGGUAGAAUUUGAGAUGGAGACUUUGACUGUGAUGUAAAAAUAUCCUCUUUCCUCUUUGGUCACUGGGUGAGGAGGAAUCAGCUCAAGCAACCCAGAAUGUAUGAAUAAGGUCUCGGCUUUAGGUUCUGAUGGGGACUUAUGGACAUAAUAACGUAGUGCUGUAAUUAUUCAGUGAGGAUACAAUUGGUUGGAGUCUUGAAUCCGGGCUAAAUACAGGAGAUGCUGCUUUACUUGCUAUGAUAUUCUUUUGGAAUGAUAUGGAGAAGGAACAAUAAACUGUUACCAUGCUUUGCGCUUAUAGUCUUUAAAGUGUGGUGGGCAUGUUGCAGAUAAACUAAGCACAAGGCAGCACAAAUGAAUUAACAUACAGCAAUAACAAAAGGGAACUGUUUACAUUAUGAGGGUAAAAUUGUUUAUAUACUUAUUUGGUUAAUUAAAGCCAAGGUCACGUUUG
Molecule: messenger RNA, 3565 nt
Organism: Esox lucius (northern pike)
Lineage: Eukaryota; Metazoa; Chordata; Actinopteri; Esociformes; Esocidae
Gene: dmgdh
Product: dimethylglycine dehydrogenase
Exons: 17
Coding region: 239-2851 (870 amino acids)
Cellular component (GO): mitochondrion
Molecular function (GO): oxidoreductase activity; protein binding
Source: RefSeq, a predicted model, not a curated record